ACCACGAGUCUUCAAAACUCACCAGACCACCAACUCUCACAUCGACAUCAUGGAGGCGCAACAAGUACCCAAGACCUGCAAGGUCAUCCUCUCCGAUACCAUCGCCAAGAAGCUGCUUUCCGAGGUCCGCGAGACUCUUGCUAAGAUCGAGGGUCCCAAUGCCUCUAAGCCUACUCUGGCUGCGUUCCUGUCUACCGAUGACCCGGCCGCUCUGCAGUAUGCUGAAUGGUCCAAGAGGACGUGUGAAGAGAAUGGCUUCAACUUCGACCUCCGCAAAGUCGACAAGGAAAACCUCGAGGAGGGCAUCAUCGCCGCCAACAACGACGACCAGGUUGACGGUAUUCUCGUCUACUACCCCAUCUGGGUCGGCAACCACAGCCAAGACAAGUACAUCAAGGAGACCGUCGCCCUCUCCAAGGACGUCGAGGGUCUCUGCCACACCCACCUCUUCAACAUGUAUCACAACGUCCGCUUCCUCGACCCUCCCACCAACCUCAAGAAGUCCAUCCUCCCUUGCACGCCGCUCGCCAUCGUCAAGACCCUCGAGUACCUGCAGAUCUACAACCCCAUCCUGGCCUACGGCAACCGCCUGUUCGGCAAGACCAUCACCGUCAUCAACCGUAGCGAGGUGAACGGUCGCCCUCUUGCUGCGCUGCUCGCCAACGAUGGCGCCACCGUCUACUCUGUCGACAUUACCGGCGUCCAGGUCUUCACCCGCGGCGAGGGUAUCCGCCAGUUGCGCCACCAGGUCCACGACAAGGAGGGCUGGGAGCUCAAGGACGUCUUGCCGCUCAGCGACGUCGUUAUUGGCGGUGUCCCGACCGAGAAGUUCAAGGUGCCCACCGAGCUGCUCCGUGACGGUGCCGUGUGCAUCAACUUCUCCAGCUUCAAGAACUUUGACGGUCCGGCGGUUAAGGAGAAGGCCAGCAUCUACGUCCCCAGCAUUGGCAAGGUUACUAUUGCUGUUCUUUUGCGCAACCUUGUGCGCCUGAUCGCCAACCGUCCGCGUCCCGAGGGAUCUGCGCCCGAGGACCCUAAAGAUGCCAAGGCGCGUAGCGAGGCCUUCAUCGAGGGUUGAUCGGAACAUUUUCCCCCAAUAUUUUCGCUGAAGAUCUGCGUAUCUGCGUCUUUAUACAAUUUCCUUUGAUCUUUUUUUCUCGAGUUCUGGAAGGGCUGUUUGCUGGGUAGAAAAAAAAAACCGGAUGGUUAGGGUUGGGUAGGAUGGGAGCAAGGGGUUGGUUGAUUGUACUAGAAUUUUGUCCAAAGUACAUAAAGAAACCAUCACAUACGUACAUGAACAAGGGAGUUGGUUUAUGAUUUUUUUCACGCUUCGAUGUCUAAUCUAGAGAUAUAGAAGGAUCUGGGGACACCAGAAAACUGGGUUGUAACAACACCCUUCAUCAGAAUACAAAUCACCAUAGGUAGUCUAGACACCACGAUAGACCAAAGGAACAAAUGCUCGCAU
Molecule: messenger RNA, 1465 nt
Organism: Neurospora tetrasperma FGSC 2508
Lineage: Eukaryota; Fungi; Ascomycota; Sordariomycetes; Sordariales; Sordariaceae
Exons: 3
Coding region: 50-1078 (342 amino acids)
Biological process (GO): purine nucleobase biosynthetic process
Cellular component (GO): cytosol
Molecular function (GO): methylenetetrahydrofolate dehydrogenase (NAD+) activity; methylenetetrahydrofolate dehydrogenase (NADP+) activity
Source: RefSeq, a predicted model, not a curated record